UCUCCUCUCUCCCUCUCUUUCUUUCUACUCUAUCUACUCUUUCCUCUUGUAUCCCGAGGCUGCCACGCCGGACGGAGAGCACCGCACUCGCGCCUCCGCUUUCCACGGGACUCCCCCCAGAGUUUCCCCCCCACCCCCUCCCCUCCCCACCCCGCGCUCGGGCCGCGACCAUGACGGAGGAAAGUCGGGGCAAGAGGAGGAAACAAGCCAACCCGAGGAGAAGUCGAGUGGACGCAGAGCAAGUGGCUUCACUGGGGUCCGAGGGAGAGGAUGAGGUGGGCCUCUGGAGCCUGGAGCCCCAGGACUACCAGGAGAGCCUGGACAAGAUGAGUCGGACUCCCAGCGAGGGCACGGAGGAGCCCGGCAGCCCCGCCCUCUCUGCACAGCCCCACAGCCUCAGUCCCGGGAGCGGCGGCGGCAGGAAAUUCUGGGCCCAGGUGGAGCCAGAAUCCGAGGCCACAGACGACGGCGGCGGCAUCGCCUCUGCCCCCGACAGGGAGGGGGAGCAGGGAUCACUGAGGAUGCACUGUAGGAGCUCAGAUUCCCACAUUGACUUGGAAGACCUUGCCCAUUACGAGUUCCUGGCCAAGCUGAGGAAGGCCUCGACCUCCGUCAGCCUUUUGGACCACUUCGGCCGCAACGGCACGGCCGCCGUGCACCGUCUGCAGGGCGGCGGCGGGACCCACGAGGAGCUGCCGCCUGCCAUGUGGUCCCCAGCAGUUCAGCACCACUCACCUGAGGGAGCAGAUUCAAGGAGGAGACUGCAAGCCUGUCCCUUCUGCCAAAGGACGUACCAGCACGGCGCCUUGCUGAGGGACCACAUCAAAUACUGUCAGGAGAGGGGCCGGGGCCACAUGGCGUGUCCAUUCUGUGGAUACACUGCCACCCAUAGGGCGCAAUUGGAGCAACACCUGGCACUUCACCACCAAGCACAUGAUAAGAGCGCCAUCACUUUGGAUCAGGGCGUUGAGACACGGAAGUUCAAAUGUCUGCAGUGUGGAAAGGCCUUCAAGUACAAACACCACCUCAAAGAGCACCUCCGCAUCCACAGUGGAGAAAAACCGUAUGAGUGCGCCAACUGCAAGAAACGUUUCUCUCACUCGGGCUCCUACAGCUCCCACCUGAGCAGCAAAAAGUGCCUCGGCAGCGGAGGAACGCUCGGAUGUUCAGGAGGAACGAGUGGUGUGCUUAACGGACAUAGCCAAAAUUCCUACCAGCACUCCUUUUCAGGAUCUCCAUCUGCGUGGCGGGAGAGGAACAGCAAGGGCUCUCCUUUGGCGUCGCAAGUCCAAGACAAUAGCAGGCCUCCCGGCCAUGGACCGGAGGAUCCUUCCCAGCUUUCAGUGCAGGAUUUCAGCUUCCGAACGUCAGAGCUGGCUUCCCUUUGCAACCCCUCAGCAGAGCUUUCUCUGAGAGCCAGCAUCUUGAAAGGGACCACCCUGCUGCCUUAUCUCCAGUCUGGUUCCAAGUUUGAGCAAAUGCUGCAGGAGAUGCUCCACAGGGAGGUGAGGAAGUACGAGGACAUCCACAGGAACGGAGGCGGUCCCGACAGGAAGGUGUCGCAGGAGAGGGGGCCUCUAAGAGAGAAGUCAAGAGAGCGAGAGAGAGGGGCUCUCGGUGUUACGUGUUGCUGGUGCUCCCAAGUUUUCCCCAAUGUGGUGGUUUUCCAACAGCACGAGCGCUACCACUGUAAGAUGAACCGAGAAGCCGUGGAUAUGCCUGAGGGUCUUUACAACAAAGACCACCACUCGCCGCCUUUAUUCUUAUCCAGGUCGGGGAUCAGCAAAACUAACGACGUAACCAACGGAGCCUCUGAAAAUGAAUCCCCAGUGCAGAAGUGGCCCUCUGUACCUCAGCAGCUACCGGGCACACUGCCUUCCCCUCACGACCACUUGGACUCUUCUGGCCAGGAGAAGGGCAGCCCAAGCCAUGGCUCUGAGUUGUCGUCUCCUCACACCAGAAGAAGACUCCCAUCCUCGGGUUCUCCUGGCUGCGGCCAUCCCCCGGAACUCUCCUCACCUCAUAACCACUCUCAGAACGAGCCUCUGGACCUUUCUGUGCGCAAGCAGAAGUCAGACCAAAGAAACGUCAAUGGCAGCGCCACCAAAAGGGAGAGGACGGAAGACAGGACCAAACAGCUGAGUCGGCAGAGUCCCAACCAACCUUCAGAACAAACCUUACAUCCUCACCCAAUCUACAGAGCACAUGGCGCUCCUGUGUUCCCAGGCUCCUUAUACAACGGAUUCCCCUUCUUCAGCCAGUCUGCUUUGGGGUUUGCAGGGCAUGACGGCAUCGCACCGCUUCCUUUCAGCCCGUCACCGAUCAGCCCUGGAUUUCUCUCGCCCUUGGCUUACAUGGUGGAGGCUGAGUCCGAGGCGACAUUGAAGAAGCUCCACCAGGAGAGACAAGCACUGAUGGGGGAGGUGUUAAACCGCGGAGCUCUAGACUACCUCUCAAUUAUGGAUGAAGGCUUGGAGGGGGACGUUGGACCAGGGCGCAAGAGGCUGAAAAAGACAGACGAGGGUCUGUACGCUUGCGACAUCUGUGAAAAAACCUUCCAGAAAAGCAGCUCUUUGCUCAGACACAAAUACGAACACACAGGCAAGCGUCCGUACGAAUGCAAAGUAUGCAACAAGGCGUUCAAGCACAAACACCACCUGAUCGAGCACAGCCGCCUCCACUCGGGGGAGAAACCCUACCAAUGUGACAAGUGCGGCAAGCGCUUCUCGCACUCGGGCUCGUACUCGCAGCACAUGAACCACCGCUACGCCUACUGCAGCAAGGAUCAGGACCCCGACCAGGAGCACGACGAUGCGCCCCCAGAGCCCGCCGCCCUGUCCGUAGAGGACACGCAGACGCCGCAGUCCUUCCUCAGUGACACCAGUCUGGACGGAGCCUCCGAGGCCCCCAAAGAGGAUGAAGACGACCAGGAAGGAAGAGCUGAGGAAGAGCCGGUAAGCCAAGAAACUCGGAAAGACGAGAGUUGCACUGGAGGAAACCACUUCCAUGGGGCGGACCUCUGGGAGUCCCACACCCAGGUCCAAAAUGGAGACUUGGAUAAAUGUGAACUGAGCCUGGAUGCAACAGAUCUACCCCGGAUACAAACUUGAGAGAAUCUGAAAUGGCGACGCAUUGCAUACAGUACAUAUCCUUUGAUAGAUGUUUCCUUAAUAUACCAAAGAAACACAUGGCUACAACAUGAAGCCACUAAAGCCAAACAUGUGACCAAAAACGUAUUUUAUCAUGCAUCCUAGAUUUUUAUGUAUAGUGUUUUUUUUUUUUCAUUGUAUGCUAAGAUAAUUCCAUCAGGUGAGAUUCCAGUGCUAGCAGUGCUAGCCACAAAAGCUAACUUUUAUUUUGCCUUUGGAAUCCACCCAUCCAUUUUCUUGAGCGCUUGUCCAUCAAAGUCACAGGUGAGCUGGAACCUACCCCAGCUGACUUUUGGCGAGAGAGGUGAGGCCUAAUUAAUCACACGGCACAUUCAUUCAUCCAUUUUAGUUUUUUUUUUUUUUCAAAAAGGUAUGUUCUCAUUAGGGUCGUAGGUGAGCCGGAACCUAUCCCAGCUGACUUUUGGCAAGAGAAGGGUUGGUAUGCCCUGGACUGGUCACUGGCCAAUCGCAGGGUACAUAUAGAGUGCCACCAGAAAGUAUUCACCCUUUCACGUUUUCCACAUUUUGCUGUUACAGACCUUUUGUACAGCUAAUUGAGUAUAGUUUUCCUAAAAAAAAAAAAAUAUUUUAAAAAUACAUAAAAUAUCCCAUAAUGACAAGGUAAAAACAUAUUUUCAGACAUUUGUAUAAAUCUAUAAAAAAAUGCAAACAUAAUCUCUUUGCUAUGACACUCAAACGUAAACUCAGGUGCAUCUGAUUUCCACUGCUCAUCCUUCAGAUGCUUCGACAACUUAAAUGGAGUCCACCUAUGGUAAAUUCAGUUGAUUUAAAAUCAUUUGGAAUGGACCACACGUGUCUGUAUAAGGUCUCAUAGUUGGCAGUGCAUAUCAGACCAGAAACCAAGCAAUGAAGUCUAAGGAAUUUUCUGCAGACCUCUGAGACUGGAUUGUGUCAAGGCAUGAAUCUGAGGAAGGGUACAAAAUAAUUUCAGCAGCAUUGAAGGUCCCGAAAACUACUGUGGUCUCGAUUAUUCGGAAAUGGAAGAACACAGCCAAGAUAACAAAGGAGUGGCUUCAGGACCAGCCUGUGAAUGUCCUCGAGUGGCUCAGCCACAGCCCGGACUUGAAUCCAAUUGAACAUCUCCGGAAAGACCUAAAAAUGGCUGUCCACCAACGCUGCCCAUCCAACCUAACUGACCUUGGGAGGAUCUGCAGAGGAGAAUGGGAGAAAUGCCGCAAAACAGUGUGCCAAGCUCAUAGAGACAUACCCAAGAAGACUUGAGGCUGUGAUGGCUGCCAAAGGUGCUUCAACAAAAUAUUAAGACAACGGUGUGAAUACUUAUGUACUUAUGUUUAAAUGUGCACAACUGUCUGAAAAUAUUUUUACUUUGUCAUUAUGGGAUAUUUUAUGGAGAUUUUUGUUUUUGUUUUUAAACUAUACUCAAAUCUGCUUUAUAAUAAGUGUGUAACAUAGCAAAAUGUGGAAAAUGUGAAGGGGUGUGAGUACUUUCUUAGGGGCACUGUAGACAAACAAGCAUUCCCACUCAUAUUCUCAUGUUCCAUUUUAUGACAAGAAAUUUCCAAUAAAAGCUAACAUAUGACAAAAAACCUAAAAGUCCACCAUUUUGAUCAAUGUGCAGAGUCAUGCGAGGCACUUUUCUGCCCCCCACUUCCUCUUUUGCCUUGGACGUGAGUCAUGUGACCAUCUUAUCUGCAGCAACAUGUUCUCCUAUGCAACUGACGUGUCUUCCCUGCCUUCAAAUGCACACGCAGCGUGCACACUUAAAAGUACAGUAUAUACUGUAUGUAAC
Molecule: messenger RNA, 4920 nt
Organism: Phycodurus eques (leafy seadragon)
Lineage: Eukaryota; Metazoa; Chordata; Actinopteri; Syngnathiformes; Syngnathidae
Product: zinc finger E-box-binding homeobox 2-like
Exons: 8
Coding region: 171-3110 (979 amino acids)
Biological process (GO): regulation of transcription by RNA polymerase II; anatomical structure development
Molecular function (GO): DNA-binding transcription factor activity, RNA polymerase II-specific; RNA polymerase II cis-regulatory region sequence-specific DNA binding
Source: RefSeq, a predicted model, not a curated record